Molecule: messenger RNA, 5772 nt
Organism: Chelonia mydas (Green sea turtle)
Lineage: Eukaryota; Metazoa; Chordata; Testudines; Cheloniidae
Gene: ZNF512B
Product: zinc finger protein 512B
Exons: 17
Coding region: 251-2470 (739 amino acids)
Molecular function (GO): zinc ion binding
Source: RefSeq, a predicted model, not a curated record
CGCCCGGGGUGGAGCGGGAGGGGGGGACGAGCCCACUGUCUCCGAGCGGAGGCUCCUUGCAGUAUUAAAAUAAUAACGCGAGAGUUGCAAGUUGCUUCCCUCUUCCCCGACCGUAAAACUGUCAAAGGUAGCCGGGAAGGGGGGCGCGGGGGAUCGCGCAUGAGCCAGCGCCGCCUCGCCCGCUCCAAGCACGCGUGUGUGUGUGUGUGUGCGUGCGGGGCCCUGGAGAGCUCGCCACAAGCACCGAGAGAUGGCGGAUUCGUAUUCCUUCAGAGGUGGAAGGAGAGCUGCAGGGUCCAGCAAAACCAGUGCAAGCAAAGAAGGCAGCAGGACAGAGAUGAGGGUAAAUCCGAUCCCUGAGCCCCCCAAGCUGGGAAAUGCAACCAGCGACAAAACAGAAGGCAAGAAGAAAGGGAGACCUAAGGCAGAAAACCAGGUGCUGAAAGACAUUCCUCUGCCCCUGAUGAACCAGUGGAAAGAUGAGUUCAAGGCCCAUUCCAGGGUGAAGUGCCCCAAUUCAGGCUGCUGGCUGGAGUUCCCCAGUAUUUACGGCCUGAAGUACCAUUAUCAGCGCUGCCAAGGGGUAAGGAGGAUGGAGGGGGCGAUCUCGGAGAAGCUGACUUACCCUUGCUCUUACUGCGAAGCUGCCUUCACAUCCAAAACCCAGCUGGAAAAGCACAGGCUCUGGAACCACUUGGAUAGGCCCGUACCAGCUAGCAAAGCAGAAAACAAAGUGCAGAAAGCCGUGGGCAAGGCCAGUGGCAAGAAAAGAGCUGCUGAGAGUUCAGAUUCCCCCACCAUCCAUCCCAAACAGGCAAAGGUGGAGAAGACUGUGGUCCAGGAGCUCCCCGAGAAUGGAGAGUGCCUGGUGGAGAGCAGGAAGAACAAAGCAUUUCAGAUCACGGCAGUGGAGGCAGGAGCAGCAGCUACCCCGACGGCCAAGUCUUCGAGUUGCAAGGAUCCCAAACAGCAAGGGGGCACGCAGGCUUCCCUCCAGGAGGAGGACCCAGAGAGGAUGAAGCACAGAAGGAAACAGAAAACUCCUAAGAAAUUUACCGGGGAGCAACCGUCCAUCUCGGGGACGUUUGGAUUGAAAGGCCUGGCAAAAGCAGAGGACAAGGCAAAGGCCCAUCGAGCCAAGAAACUGGAGGGGACCAGCAGCACGGAUGAGCUGAAAAAGAAGCCGCCAGGAGCCAGUGUGAAAAGGGAGGCUGUCGCGCAUUUAUCGUCAGCAAACCCAGAGGAUCAAUGGCAGCGGGAGAUCAAUGAGAAGGGAGAAGUUGCCUGUCCUACGUGCAGCGUUAUAACCAGGAAAACCAUUGCUGGGCUCAAAAAGCACAUGGAAGUCUGUCAGAAACUGCAGGAUGCCUUGAAAUGUCAACACUGCAAGAAGCAGUUUAAGUCCAAAGCUGGGCUCAACUAUCACACCAUGGCUGAGCAUGUCAACAAGCCUGGUCCCUUGGAAACCGCUGGAGUUGGUGAACAGGAAGAGCGGGAAAGGCUGAGGAAAGUGCUAAAGCAGAUGGGGAAACUGAAAUGCCCCAACGAGGGCUGCACAGCCAACUUCUCCAGUCUGAUGGGGUACCAGUACCACCAGAAAUGGUGUGGGAAGCAUCCCUCUGAAGUGGAGAAGCCCAUAUUCACCUGCCCACAUUGCAGGAAGAAGUAUAAAUCCAAGGCGGGACAUGACUACCACGUGCGGUCGGAGCACACUUCUUUGCCUCCCGAAGAGCCAGAGGUGAAGCCAGAGGCCACCCCAGUAGAAGAUUUUGAAAGGACUCCUAGUGGUAGAAUCCGGCGCACAUCAGCCCAAGUAGCGGUCUUCCACCUGCAGGAGAUAGCUGAGGAUGAACUGGCCAAGGACUGGACCAAACGAAGGAUGAAGGACGACCUGGUACCUGAAACUAAGCGACUAAAUUACACCCGGCCGGGGCUUCCGAAGUUAAAUCCGAGGCUGUUGGAAACCUGGAAAAAUGAAGUGAAGGAGAAAGGACACAUCAACUGCCCCAAUAACAGCUGUGAAGCCAUCUACUCCAGCGUUUCUGGCCUGAAAGCCCACCUGACUAACUGCAACAAGGGAGACCACUCUGUUGGGAAGUACCGGUGCCUUCUCUGCCAGAAGGAGUUUAGCUCAGAAAGUGGAGUCAAGUACCAUAUCAUCAAGACUCACUCAGAGAACUGGUUCCGAACCUCUUCAGAGGCUGCCCGGAAAAAAAAGAACAGGGACCAGAUUUCCUCCAGCCAGGAGGAGAAAACGAAAAGCACAAGUGGGAAGAAAAGGGGGAGAAAACCCAAGGAAAGGCCCCCGGAAACGUCUCUGAAAGGCAAAGAGAGCACGGCAGCAAAGACUAAUCUUAAGAAAGCCACAGAGCACUGGGAAGGGUCCAACUGCAGCCCCGAAGGGAGAGAGAGAGGCACCAAGCUGCCCGCCAACAGGAAAGGGGGAGCCAGUAAGAUGCCUGAGAAAUAAGAGGUUCAGAGACUCUCUGAGGAUUAGUUUACAGCCCAGGGUAACGGGGUGAGGCCCCCCCAGUUUUCUCUCCCCCGCCCCCUGCUCAUCCGUUUUGUUUUAAAAACAAACAAACAAACAAAACCACUUUAAGCAAAAUCACGGACCGUGUUUCACACUGGAAAAAAGGAAAAGACUGCAAUUGUCCAUCCAUCACCCGCGUGCACACGCCCGUACCCCUGGACUCCCCUACACACACACACACACGUGCGCACUUGUGCGUUCACUCGGGCUGCACAGCUCUUCCGCUGACAUGUCCCAUAAUGCAGCCAAACCCCUGCAAAGCAGGAACCCCUCCCCCCGACCGUUUCCUUCAGAUUCUGUGCGCUGAACCGGUGAUGCUUGAGCAAGAGGAAAGUGCAAUAGAGGCAGGGCGUAAAGGCUUUUUAUUUGGGAUUGCUUGUCGGAUUGCAAUGCCAGCAUAGGAUCCGGAUUGGUUUCUUUUUGGGUGGGGCCGGGGAGGGAAGAAUAUGAUCUUUUAGACGCUGUCUGUACCACGCCCACAAAAGGUGCUUCAGCCUGUGGCUUGUUAGUUGUGAUGAACUAGGGGUGGGGUUGAAGAGGUGUCUCCGGUGAAUAGGCUUUGGCUACCUGUUGCAGUAGCUGGUGAGGCUUAGAAAAUGCCAAUCCCGAAGCCAGAUGCAGAACAUGGUUAUAGCCAGGAUCCAAAGCAUCGCGCCCUUAGGAAAGAUUUGGGGUUUGUAAGGCAAGCUGGUGCCCCGUGGCACCCACCCGGAAGAGCCGCAGUUAAGUCCACUUUGUUUCUAUGAAUGAUGCUACUGCUGGAUUCCCAAAGGGAGAGCUGUAGCUCGGAAGCCCACCUGUCGCUUUCAAAAGAUGUCAUGGAUCCGAGCAUUUAACCCAUGUUCUGUUGGUUUCAUGGCCUGGCCAGUGUAUUGGGCGUGGUUUCUUCUCCACCAUUAGGAUAUGCAGGUGCGGUGACCGUAGGUAGCGGGGCGUUUGCCGUAGCACAAGGCGUUUGUCUGGUUUGGCCGUUGUCGUUCACAAGUAGCAAAGAAUGCGCAGCGAGGCAAGAAACAUGCCUGUGGGGCAUGAGGAAAAGAUCAUGACUGUCAGAGGUGCAGCGCACUUGUGACUCCAGCGAGCGUCCACUGGAGCGCAGGUGCCCAGCACCUCUGGAAAUCAGGCUCAGUGAAACCAGUCCCAGGGAAGAGUUUUUAUAUGGGGGGAGGAGGGGCAUUUGUUUUAUUUUUUUUAACUGAAGGCCGGGCAGUUGCAAAAUUAUCUGAGCUCCAUUGCCAGAUUGAAGGGGAGAAAAACCCUCUGGAUUUUGAGAACUUUUCCAGACUUUUUUUUUAAAAUGUACAUCAAUAUAAAAUACUGUAUCAAAUUGAUACUGAGCUAUUGGUACAAAUAGCCCAUUAGCAACAGAGCUGGGUGACUGCUGCAGAAAAUAUGCAUGGACAUUUCUUUGAAUUCCCCCUUUCUGUGCUCGCUUUCUGCUGGCAGGAAUGUUUACUACAAGAGCAAACGCUGUGGAGGAUUGGCGGAAAGAGACUUUCAAAUUCGCCAUCAUGAGCCUUCACCCCGGACAGCUGAUUCUAAGAGUGAGGCUCAUUCAGUCACGGGUCAGAAACAAACCACAUGACCUAUCUGUCCGAUCAAACCAGCUCCACUUUUGAAUAUUGAAGACUCGCAAAGACACAAGAGGGUGAAGAACUUCCGAUAACUAAUCCAUUUGAGAACAUUGCAAGAUGUUCACGGACAGAGAAAGAGGCAAAAUUCAUCCAAGUGCUCUAUGAAUUAGUCACCCAGUUCUGUUCACUAGGCCAAUGAGAUCUCUCCAGCCUGAAUUUGGUGCACUGGAUUGGCACCAAGUGACAAUCACAGGUCAUGCUUUAUAGCCACACCUCCGUGGCUUGAUGGAUGCACUCCUCUCUUGGCUUGUUCUCAGCUCCCUCCCUUUGGGAGGAACAUGCCGCAGCCCAGGGGAGCAGCCUCUGAUCCCCUGAAACUCAUACUGACCUCAGUUCAUCUUCCCAAUUUGUCAUUACUGGGAAUCCCUUUCAAACAAACGCACUUGUUUUGCGUUCAUAUUUCCCUGAGCUGAAAUUCUCAGAACACCUCGCUCUGGGCUGGAGGAGAAACUUCCCCAGACCAAAGUCCAUCGGCUUCGAGACAAAAACCAGGCUACCUCGCUCCUUGAUAAAUACAUGGGGCUCGCUGCAGUUCAUAUCACAAGGAGGCUUACCAGAGCAUUUUUGUAACACGUUUUUCACUUACCAGUGGAACAAAGCCCAAGUAGCUUUUCCCUCAUUUGUUCCCAAUUGUGGAUUUUGGAAGGUUACGUUCAGGGGGAAAAAAUUCUGCUUAUUUAGUCAAUUAAUACCUUGACCUUCACUUUGCUUCACUGCAUUUCACAGCCUGUCCUCCAUCCCCUCGAUUCUUAGUAUUUUUUCAUGCUCUGAGGAGCCAUUCAGUAAUAAUUAACGUCCUUCUCCGGUGACACAUUAUUACUGCCGCAGAGAUAGAGCCGUCUACUCCUGAUGUCAUGUCAACUCCGCUGCGAAUCCUUGCUUAAGUGCCCACCGUAUAUCUUGGCAGCUGAAUUAAAAUGUGUGCAUUUCCGCUGGUAGCACUACUAAGGAAGUGUGGCUAAAGCCUCCGCUACUUGCCCCUGAAAACAGUGGCCUAAAGAUAAAAUCCCUCCCUUGCGUUUGGCCAUUGUUUACGGAACACUGUUAGGCCACAUUUUAAAGCAAUUAGUGAACAAAUUUAAUUAACCGGCACAUCUGGUCCUGUUUGCCUUUUGGGUGUCAUCUGUUCUGUUGUUUAUCUUGUUGUCAGUAGUGCAAAGUACAGACCUUAUCCCCCAGAGGAAGAGAAUGCUUCUUAGUAGCCAGAAGGCCUGCGACUCCCUAGCCUUUGCUACAGGACAAACUGGAGUAACUUUCCUCACAACUUUUCAGUGCAUUACAAAGAAAGUAGGAAAAAGAUGAGCAGUUGAAAUUUUGCAGUCAUUUUGGUGAUAUUCUAGCCAGACAGAGCUCAACGGUAGGGCUGCCUGUUUCAAACGGAGUCAUCAAAGCAGUAAUUACCAGAAAGCCAUUUGCACUGAGGGUUAUUAUUCCCAGGGUGGCGAAACGCUGUUAAACUGUAUCCCACAGAGAGGCGCUGUCCUGUUGUUGUUCCGUGCUCCUAUUGCCACUUGCUAAAAGGUCCUGGAGCAGCAGUCGCAUUCUGCCGUGCCGUUGCAGGAUGGAACGCAGCGCGAGAAGGGCUGUGAGAAGUAACAGGGCCUC